Molecule: messenger RNA, 3874 nt
Organism: Phlebotomus papatasi
Lineage: Eukaryota; Metazoa; Arthropoda; Insecta; Diptera; Psychodidae
Gene: loh
Product: thrombospondin type-1 domain-containing protein 4
Exons: 12
Coding region: 856-3696 (946 amino acids)
Biological process (GO): extracellular matrix organization
Cellular component (GO): extracellular matrix
Molecular function (GO): metalloendopeptidase activity
Source: RefSeq, a predicted model, not a curated record
CUCCCCUAUGUGCGAGGGGUGUGAAGCUUGAAGGCCUUCUUGAUUUUUCAUUUUUUUUAAAUAAUUUUUACAUAGUGAAAAUUCAUUUUCCGUCUUGUAGAAAAGCUAAAAGUUCUUUUCAAUGGUGAAAAGUAGAUUUCCAAUUUCCAGUAUCUCACAUAUACUUUUGCUUUCGCUCUCUUUUGUGCUUUAAACUUCAUUCUCUUAUUCCCAGCGACGCGUGUUGAAGCCCAACCACUGCCUGGCCACUCCACAGAGGCUGACUAAAUACAUUCUGGAUGUUGUGGCUUCAGUCUCCAAAAGAAUAUCGCCCAAGUUGGUCGUGAAUUUUGAGUGUUCGCGGGACGUUUGUGUUUUUUUUUGGCGGGAUUUACCACCCUCUCGAGCAUGUGGUGAUUUUUUGGUGAUGGGCAAAAUGAUUUAGGGCACAAAUCCACCUUGUUCGGGAUAUCUCUGAGUGCCAAGGAGUGAGAAAGUUUAUCCAGAACAAUAUAAAACACCAAAAAGAACUAAUAUUGCGAGAGCAAAGAAUUUGGUGUAUGUUUGAAGAACGCAACAGAAAUUCGCGCGUGAAUUUCCGUACAAACAUCAACAGAAAAACCAAAUUUAGAAGGAACAGAAAAAAUAAUAAAAAGUGAUAAGAUUAAUCCAAACAUUGUGCGUGAGUGAAAUAUUUUUCUUGAAAACAUACACACUGAUAAAAAAGAGCCAAAAGGAUGAUGGAAUUGUGUAUAUUUAUUGUGUGAAAUAGAGUCAAUUUACUGAAUAAUUAAUUGGUGAUAACGAGAGAGUUGUGGAAGAUUUUAGUGUGCAAAAGUCGCACAAUUUAAGGAGAGGACUAUCAAUUUGACCAUCAUGCAGCUUACGAUAAGAUUUUGGCUGCUGUUUGCAAUGGGUGUCAUAGGUGGUGUCUCGUCGGGGGAUCAGUUGUCCCCCCGGGAAAGAUUGCAGAUGCACAAGGCUUGGCUGGAAAGGAGAGCUGAGAUUAAGAAGGCACAGUUGCAGGAUCAAGAUAAAUCCUCGUACUUCCGCAAAGUCAUUAAAUUCAAGACGGACCGAGAACCAAUUCACUCCAAUGAUAUCAGCUUCAUGCCCAAGCAAGAUUUCGAUCCACCCUCAAUUUAUGAUGAAAGUGAGAGGAACAAGUACGAUGUCUUUGAGGCAGAUAUUAAUAUAACAACCACGACUCAGUCAACAACCACUGAAGUGGCAGAUAAUGAUAAUUUGAGGGUGCAUGAGACACCCAACAGUGUUCAAUUGAGGAAUUCAUAUCACGCCAGGGAAGACCGAAGGGGAGUUAAUUCGGAAUCACAGGAGACGACAACACCUGAAUUCACAACUACUACAACUCAAACACCUCCUCCCAAGGCAGAUUCAGCGAGAAGGGGUAAACCUAAGGAACAUCACAAGCCCAGGAAAGCUGGAAAUGGCAAUGGGUACAGGUACUGGGGUCCAUGGAGCAAUUGGACAGAGUGUUCGAGGUCAUGCGGAGGAGGAAUCAAAAUGCAGUCCAGGGAAUGCAUUGCCAAAGUAUUCAUCAACAAUAAGUACAAUAGGGACAAAUCAAAUGCUGUCAUCGUCCGGAAUAACACUGAAUGCAUUGGUUUGUACAAGAGGUACAAUAUUUGCAAUGAACAGGAGUGUCCCGAAGCUCAGAAAGAUUUUCGCGAACAACAAUGUUCUCAAUUCAAUCACCAAACUUUCCGCGGGAAACAGUACGUUUGGGAGGCAUUUAUCAAAGAGGAUGCCGAGUGUGAAUUGAAUUGUAAGCCUGUUGGACUCAAUUAUUUCGCCACAUUGAACAACACCGUGAUUGAUGGAACGCCAUGCUCGAAGCCGGCAGAGUACUACAGAAGAAACUUCCAGGGACGAGCAGUUUGUGUUGAAGGAAUUUGUAAGAUGGUUCACAACAGUGGCAUCAUCGUUGGAGCCUACAUGAAUAAUGGAGCAGUCCGGUGCGGAAAUUUGAUUUGUCGUCCAAUUUCUGAGAUUUUCACAAAGACUCCUCUGCCCACUGGCUAUGUCCACAUUGCCACAAUUCCGAGUGGUGCUUCCAAUAUUUCCAUCACAGAACAGAAGAAUUCAAUUAAUCUGCUGGUUUUGCGCAAUGAGAAUCAGUCGUCAAUCAUCAAUGGGGACUAUACUGUGUCUUCGAGUGGAAUUUACGUGGCAGCUGGAACGACUUUUGACUAUCGACGCAUUGAUAAUGCCAUUAAUGGUGUUACUGAGUGGAUUACAUCCCUCGGACCAACUGCUGAGCCCAUUCAGUUGAUGGUGCUGGCACAGCAGACAAAUCCAGGCAUCAAAUAUGAGUAUCUUCUGCCCAUAAAUGCACUAACACAGUCGGGCUCUGAAGAGGAUGGCACUGAGAGUGUUUCGGCAGAAACUGAAACUCCCUCCAGGGCUUCCACACUGAAAUCUGGAUCUGAAACUGAGAGUCAUCCCAGAGUUCAUCGCAGGAGGAGGUUUCAGUGGAAGAUCCUGAGGUUCCAACCUUGCAGUAAAACCUGCGGAGGAGGUAUUCAAUUGCCAAUCAUAAAAUGCAUGAGGGAUGGUUCCGUGAAGAUUUCUCCACCGAAGAAAUGCUCUCACUUGGCAAAACCAAAUUUGGCUGAUCAUCAGAUCCGAUGCAACGUGCAGCCUUGUCCGGCACACUGGAAGAUCUAUCCCUGGUCGGAAUGUCAGUGUGAGUCGAAUGGCAGCGACGAGCCCUUCCAGACCCGGGAAGUGCGAUGCGUUCAGGAACUUGCUGGAGACCGAGUGAUUAAGGUGAACAAAGCUGCCUGUCUAGAGGCUCAGCCUGAAACCAAACAAACCUGUGAGUGCUCGAAAUUGGUCAAGCCGCCUCAGCUGGAAGUUCACAAGAAUCACCUAGCGCCACUUUACUAUCAACAUGGGUCAGAAAAUGCCACAACUCCGAGGCACACGAGGAAUCAGCACCAGCACUUGGGCAGGAGACCCUCAGGGAGGAAGGCGGGCGUUUGGCUCGUAUCUGAAUGGACUAACUCUUGUUCCGUGGAUUGCGGAGUUGGAGUUCAGUUCCGGCAGAUCUUCUGCGACAGAUCACCCCCAAAUUCCGAUCGGUGUGAUCUCAAAUUCACUCCGGACAACGUUCAGCAGUGCACUUCAGAAAAGAGAUGCAAUUUCGGUGAAUGGUUUGCUGGGCCCUGGACUGAGUGCUCUGGAGAUUGCUUCAAUCUCACCCGAUCUCGUCAAGUCUUUUGCGUGAGAGACGAAGUGAUAAUUCUAGAUGAGAAUUGCGAUGAGUCCAUAAGACCAAGCACCAUCAAAGUCUGUAAUCUGUCGGAAGUGAAGGAGUGCGGACCUAGAUGGCUGUACUCUGAAUGGACAGAAUGCACAAAGGCUUGCGGAGAAGGAAGUCAGAAGAGAGUUGUGAAGUGCUUUGAGCCAAAUAUCCAACAAAAGCUGAUGCAGGAGUCACAGGACUGUCUGUAUUCGGAAAAACCGAUAGCUUUUCGCAGAUGCAACAGUCAACAGUGCGAUGGCCACGCCACAACAGAACAGUAUUCAGAGCCUCGCGUGGAUCUUGUGCAGAAUGAUGUUGUGCAGGAAUGCAAGGAUGACUUCCCCAACUGUCACUUCCUGAUCCAUCAGACAAGGUUGUGUAGUCACUCCUACUACAGCACUCACUGCUGUCUCACGUGCAGAAAAAUCGAGGAGCAUUAUCACAAUUGAGUCUCUUUAAAACAGAGAAAGGCAUCUUAGAUAGACACAUAGUUUAAUAAUCACAAAUUUGUAUUGUGUUUCAUAUAGAUUUUUUUUGUAAAUUAUUUUUCAAAUGAUUUGCUUCUUUUCGCGCUCAAUAUCCUGCCAUAAUCAGCAUUAAUACAAACACUUCAUUUCUAUCUAUAAA